AUGGGAAUUGUUACGCAGAACAAGGUUUCUGCUAUAUUAGGCUUUCCUUCUAUUUUUCCUUUCUUUACUAUUAUUAGAUGUAUUUCCUUUUUCGUGUUUCUGUUAGUAGACCUUUCCGUAAUACUGGAAAGGUUUAUUAGACGCCAAUAUAUAAAUACUGGCGUACUGCCCUGAGAAGGGCUAAGUCAGUUUUCCUGCUUCCGCUGUAUCUCGUAACAUGGUAUCAGAGCUUUCUCUCUGAUCCUGCGUGAAGACUGCCGACGGAAGAUCAACCAACCUUGGUGGUGACAACGACUUCACACUGCAGGGAGUGUCGCUUGGUGAUCUUCUUCUUGCCUGCAGUACCUGAAAUUGUGGGGUUUCUUGGUCAUAAGCAGACCGGCAGAUUCUUUGGAGAGUCACUAUCUUAACGGUGGGAGACGUCUACUGAAACACCAUCGUUGAUUCUUGACUGUGGCAGGACGUCUACGAAUACAUCGUUGUCCUUUCUUGACGGUGAUGGACAUCUGCGAAUACACCAUUGUCAUUUCUUGACGGUGGCAGUCAUCCUCAGUUUCUUGAACAGAAACUGUUAUUCGGACCACAUCAGGGAAUCUCUGUUUAAGAUUUUUUUUGGCUAUCUGGUCACAGCUGAAGAACAUGGAGACAAAGGUCAGUGAAUCUUCCUCCUCUGGCCCAGGACAUUCAUUUGAAGUAAUUAAGGUCUGUUCAGAUCUACCUAAAAUUGCUGAGAGAUUCCGAUUUGAUGAAAUCAAUUUGUUCCAAUGGACAUCAUAUGUAGAACUUAUUCUACGUGGGAGAAAUCUGGAUUGUCACCUGAUGCAAUCCUCACCAAGUAUUGACAACUCAGGAUAUUCUCGGUGGAAAGAAGAAGAAGCACUGAUUCAAUAUUGGAUGCUAGACAAUAUUUCACCAAAAAUAAGUAAUAAUUUCUUUUUCUGAAAUCUGUGAAGGAAUUAGGAGACAAAGUUCGUCAUGUUCACUCUACUAAACAUGACGAAUCCCAAAUUUAUAGAUUGGUGCAGAAAUCUUUGACUGUGGUACAGGGAACAUUGAUUGUUAUGAAAUAUGCUAGCGAAUUGAAAUUCAUUUGGAGAGAAAUCAACCACUACAGACCAAUCAAGAACCCUGAUACUGAAGAACAAAAUUAUAUCAUGAAAGACAGGCUGUAUAAAUUUUUGAUGGGACUAAAUCUACAAUAUGAGACUCUAGUAAAUCAGAUCCUUGCUCAGGAAAUAGUACCAGAUAUUGAAGAAGCAAUUGCAUGAGCCAAACAAGAAGAAAAUACUAGAAAUCUGAGAAAUGAUUUAAAGACAGAAACUGUUGCAUUCAGCACUCUCAAGGGCAAAGAUACCACUGUAUUAAAAUAGGGGAAUAGUAAAGCACCAUUCAUCAAAGGAGAUCGUAAGACUGAUCCGAAGGCACACCUAUUUUGCACUUAUUGUCGGAAACAUCAUCACACUAAGAAGACAUGCUAGAAGAUCCAUGGCAAACCACCGAAUUAUGGAAAGUUACAUUUGGCUAAUGCUCAAAAUGAAGAUGGUGUUGCACCCAUGAUUCAAGGAGGAGCUAGUCAAGACGGAUCUACUUCCUCCCAACCUUUAGAGAUUGGAAAACUCAGAGAAGAAAUUGAACAGCUAAAGAGCAUGAUCAGCUCCACCUCCCUCGCACAUGCUAGUAAGCACUUUCCUAAACAUUUUCCCUUAUGCUUAAAUACCUCAUCAUUGGCAUCACCUUCACCCCAAAAAGUGUCCUAGAUCACUAAUUCUGGAGCUAUUUAUCAUAUGAUACCAUAUGCAUCACUAUUCAUAACAUAUGAGGUAUCUACCAAUAAUCAGAAGGUUAUUACUACAAGUGGAGAUUUGUUACUUGUAGUUGGCAUUGGAUCAAUUCAUCUUGAGAAAUUAGGGUCAUUAAGAUAUGUUCUUCAUGUUCCAAGAUUGAAUGCACAUCUAUUGUCAUUGAGAAAAUUAGGUAAAGACUUGAAUUGUCUGAUAUUAUUUGAUGACGAUUAAUGUCACAUUUGAUGAAAGCAGCAUGUAUUUCCAACAGACAACAAUCAAGUAUCUAGCUGUGAUAUUCCUGUGCCGGAAAAACACGAUUUACACAUUGAGAUUCUCAAGGAGAAUGAAGCUCUUGAAAUGUUACCUCGACCAAAUCGAUUUGGUCGAGGUUAUUAUAAAAGAAAGCAAAGAUUCUCCGGAAAUCUAAUAUUUAGAAAAAAAAUAAAGGUGCAUACGUGGGCGGGAAGGGGGGCCCACUACUUAUUCAUUCAGGGGGGGACUAGCCUCAUGACUUCCCACUGGGCGAGAGGUGCACCUAACCCACCUACCCACUCAUCAAUCAGUGUUCAGCUGACUUGCACUGAUAGACCCCUAUUGUUCAAUCACGAUGUUCAAAGACACCCAUGA
Messenger RNA from Spirodela intermedia, 2411 nucleotides. The record is from the annotation of a GenBank genome assembly. NCBI's taxonomy places the organism in Eukaryota, Viridiplantae, Streptophyta, Magnoliopsida, Alismatales, Araceae.